This is a messenger RNA of Chrysochloris asiatica (Cape golden mole), 1368 nucleotides long. It is a transcript of the gene MUC20, whose product is annotated as mucin 20, cell surface associated. The transcript is spliced from 3 exons. NCBI's taxonomy places the organism in Eukaryota, Metazoa, Chordata, Mammalia, Afrosoricida, Chrysochloridae. The record is from RefSeq and is a predicted model, not a curated record. Gene Ontology annotation, biological process: hepatocyte growth factor receptor signaling pathway. The coding region runs from base 1 to 1368 and encodes 455 amino acids.
AUGUCUGCUGUUACUGCAAGAAUUAGGACAAGCUCAGAGGGAGGCUUCCAGACCACUGCUGCCACUGAGACCUCAAGACACGUCCCUUUGGAAACUCAAACCCUAAGAACCGAGACCUAUGCUGGAAUCUUCACCCCAGUUGGCACUGCUUCAGAAGCAGAGACCAGGGACACCAAGACCAUUUCCCGUGAAACAAAAACCAUGCCUUACAAGUUCAUGAUUGUGGUUAACAACCCUCUGGAGAUAUCGGCCACCAGUAGCAGCACUGCAAUAAUGGGAAUGAUCACGGAUGAGACUGUGAUGGGCAGUGAUCACAGAGAAGCUGCCUUGGACAUCCUUUGUAUGGAUGGCAGUUCUGAAGAGGGAAAGAUGAUCAUGACUGACGUCUUAACACUGACUCAUACCUCUGCAGAAGCUGAAAACAUGACCUUGACAUUGGAGAGAAGUAUCUUCUCUGAUAUCUCUUUUCCAGCCAUCACCACCUCAUCAACCCCAGACCCUGAUAGCACUGCUCCAACUAAAGCUUGGGUUGCCUACACCAUCACUGACAUCGAGCUUAUCAAUUGCAGCCUUAUAGAAACAGAAACAACCGCCAUCAUCCCUGGACGCUCAGACACAAAUCACAGCCCCACAAAAGGGAUAGAGGCUCUGUCUAGCCUUGAGAUGUCAGCUUUGCCUAACUCCACUCAAGCAAAAUCACACACCAUCAAGAAUACAACCUCUGUUAAGACUUGGUCAACAACCAGCACCACAGGGUCAGUCAUACCUGGUGAAAGAGAGACAACAAUCAAGGCUACUACCCCCAAUGGGGCUUUGGUGGCAGUUAGCACAGACUCCUUGGAGGAAACUGCUAUAAGCCACAUGGAGGUUUCAGAAUCAGUUACAAUUUCUAUAGAAGCUGAGUCAACAACGAGCAAAGUUAUUACUUCUGCUAUAUCCUCACCUACAGUCCAUAAUUCCUCAGAAGAAACCACCAUCAAGAGCGCUACACCUUCAGAAACUUUGAAGACAAAUAGCACAACCAGUAGAACCUUCCCCACCAGCAGGGGCCCUCUUCUUUCUGUCCAUCUGACUACAGCCAACAGUAGUGGAGCAGCAAACAUCACCUUAACUAAGACCACAAACUCAGCGAAGACUCCAAAGAUAGCCAGCACAACCAGAGGGAAGCUUCCAACAGCCAUGGCUCAGACAAAUCUGACCACAAAAGAUGGAGAUGGAGGCUUCUUCCUUCUGCGACUGAGUGUGGCCUCCCCAGAAGACCUCACUAACUCGAGGGUGGCAGAGAGGCUGAUGAGGCAGCUCCGCCAUGAACUGCAUGCCCACAUGCUUCCCAUCCAAGUCUCCCUGCUGAGCAUCAGGAAGAACUAA